AUGCCAGAAAAUCUCGUAGAAAUCAUCAACAAUGCAAAUGACGCUUCCCAAGUUCGUAUGCCUGUUUUGAUGGCCACUCUCAAAAGCCCACAAUUAAUCAGUAAACAGCCCUCUGCAAAAACUCCAGGUCAAGUUUUAUAUAAAGUAAACUUGUAUGAUACAUCUUUACCAACACCAUCAUCACAAAAUACUCUCACCGCAGUAAUUCCAAAAGAUAGAUUUCCUUCUGAUGUUAGUGAUCCUGAAACAAUAGCACCAGGAACAAUAUUUAAUAUUUCAAAAUUUACUUUUAAAGCUCAGCCUGGAAAAGCUAAAGUUGUUAUUUUACAUACUUUUACACUUGAAAGUAAUAACAAUCAUCAUCAUCAACAAUCUACCACUUCAACAACACAUGUAAAUGAACAAAAACCUGUUACAAAUGUACAACCACAAAGAUCAAAUCCGACAAGCAAUCCUACUCCAAGUAGUAAUGUUAAACCUCCAUCAUUCUCUGUAAAUAAUAGUCAUUCUAAUAAUACUGUCAAUAAUCAACCACAACAAGUAAAUAGAAAUAAUCAACCACAACCAAAUACUUUCAACAGGCCACAACCACAACAAACAGCAACUAAUAGUAAUCCUGUACAACAAAGAAAUCAACAACAAACAUUUAAUAGACCAAGCAAUCCAACUAAUAAUGCACCUAGACAAUCAGUAGGAAAUGUAGGACCUCUUAAAACUAAACAAAUAUUACCAUUAGUAGGUAUUACUCCUUGGGUCAGUGAUUGGGUAAUUAAAGUUAGAGUUACCAAGAAAGGAGAACUUAAAAAAUGGUCUAAUCCAACAAAAGAAGGUCAUUUAUUUUCACUUGAACUAAUUGAUGAAGAUGGAGUUGAAAUUAGAGCUACAUUUUUUACUAACAAAUUUUAUGAUCAUAUUAAGGAAUCUAAAGUUUACUUUAUGAAAGGUGGUAAAGCUAAAUCAGCUGAUAAAAAGUAUUCAAGAUUACCACAUAGUUAUGAACUUACAUUCUAUGAUAAUUCAGUAAUUGAAGAAGCUGAAGAUGAUCAAGCAAAGAAUAUUCCUCAAGGUCAUUUUGAAUUCAUACCUUUCGAACAAUUGAAAACUAUUGAAAAGAAGAAUGGUGUUGAUAUUGUUGGUGUUGUUAAAUCAAUUGGUAAUUCAGAACAAAUGACAAUUAAAUCAAAACAAGAUCCAAAUGCUAUUGAAAAACAAACAACAAAGAGAGAAUUAAUAUUAAUUAACAAAGAUAAUGAUGGUAAUAUUUAUGAAGCUGCAAUUACAUUAUGGGGAGAGGAUAAUAUUUCUUUUAAUAUUGGUGAUACUGUUAUAUUUACUGCACUCACAAUCAAAGAAUUCAAAGGUGGAGUUAAAUUGAGUACAUCAAAAUCAACAAAAAUUUUAACUAAUUUUGAUUUACCUGAAAGUAGAAGAGUUAUGGAACAAUUUGCAAAUUUAGAAACUCCAAUUGAAGAAAUUAAGGGUGUUUUAUUAAGUGCUAUUGAAUCAAGUGGAUCAUUUAAGAAAUAUUCUCUUGAAGAUUUAGAUACUGUCAGAGUACAAGAUUUAGAACAAGAGAAGUUUAAAUCAAAAACAUUUUUCAUCAGAUCACAUUUCUCUUUAUUUAAAGAUGGAAAUUUAACCUAUUGUGCUUGUGUAAAUGAAGAAUGCAAAUCAAAGAAACUGAAGAGAGAUGAAAUGGAUAACUCAUAUACCUGUCCUCUUUGUAAUACUAAAUAUGACGAAACAACAGCAGCUCACAAGUAUAUGACUUCUGUUGUGUUAGGAGAUCAUACUUGUACAAAGACUUUAACUGCUUUUGACAAAGGUAUGACAUUACUUUUAGGUGUGCCUGCAGGUGAUUUUUAUGCACUAGAUGAUCGUACUAAGGAUGAAUAUAAGUCCAUUGCUCAAUCUAAAAUUGCCACUUAUAUGGUAAGAGCAGGUGUUCAAAAUAAUAAUGAACAAGGACCUCAAGUUAGAUUUUCCUUUGUUGGACUUAAGGAACCUGAAUGGGCUAAAGAAGCAAAAGGAUGUCUUGGUACAAUCAAUGCUUACUGCAGAACUUUUGGAAUCUAAGUAAAUUAAAUACAAAUAUAUUUCUAUUU
This is a messenger RNA of Naegleria gruberi, 2105 nucleotides long. RefSeq names its product replication protein A1, 70 kDa-like protein. The transcript has a single exon. The record is from RefSeq and is a predicted model, not a curated record. Bases 1 to 2076 code for a protein of 691 amino acids. Lineage: Eukaryota; Heterolobosea; Eutetramitea; Acrasida; Naegleriidae.